Olea europaea var. sylvestris is the source of this 1455-nucleotide messenger RNA. Its product is annotated as probable acyl-[acyl-carrier-protein]--UDP-N-acetylglucosamine O-acyltransferase, mitochondrial. The record is from RefSeq and is a predicted model, not a curated record. Lineage: Eukaryota; Viridiplantae; Streptophyta; Magnoliopsida; Lamiales; Oleaceae. The transcript is spliced from 11 exons. The coding region runs from base 11 to 1033 and encodes 340 amino acids. Gene Ontology annotation, biological process: lipid biosynthetic process. Gene Ontology annotation, molecular function: acyl-[acyl-carrier-protein]-UDP-N-acetylglucosamine O-acyltransferase activity.
UCUCUCGAGCAUGUCUUUACUCAACAAUGGCAGGGCACUCUCCCUUGCUAUCGGAAAAUUCUCCUUUCAACGAUUCGCCUCUUCAUUUUCCUUUGCUACUGUGAAUGAGAAAUCGAAUGGUACAACGGCGGGAACAAACCCUAGCUUCAUUCAUCCUUCUACAGUUGUUCAUCCCAAUGCCAUUUUAGGUCAGGAUGUUUCAAUUGGUCCCUUUUGUACCAUUGGACCUUCUGCUAAGUUGGGAAAUGCUUGUCGGCUACACCCUGGGAGCCAUGUGGUUGGAAAUACAGAACUAGGGGAUAACUGCAUCUUGAUGGCGGGUGCUAUAGUCGGAGAUGAUCUUCCAGGUCGGACAGUUGUUGGUUGCAAUAAUAUAAUUGGACAUCAUGCUGUGGUGGGGAUUAAAUGCCAAGAUAUGAAGUACAAGCCAGAGAAUGAAUGCUUCCUAAAGAUUGGUGACAACAAUGAAAUCAGAGAAUAUACAUCCAUCCAUAGAUCUUCAAAGAUAACGGACAAAACGGUCAUUGGUGACAACAAUCUCAUAAUGGGAUCUUCUCAUAUUGCCCAUGACUGCAAAGUGGGCAAUAACAAUAUUUUUGCAAAUAAUACUCUUCUGGCUGGCCAUGUUAUUGUGGAGGAUUAUGCUCAUACAGCAGGAGCUAUUGUUGUUCAUCAGUUUUGUCGUAUCGGUUCUUUUUCUUUCGUUGGUGGUGGUUCUGUGGUUUCUCAAGAUGUUCCAAAGUACACAAUGGUUUCUGGAGAAAGAGCUGAGCUGCGUGGAUUAAAUCUAGAAGGUCUACGACGACGUGGAUUCUCAACCAUGGAGAUAAAGAGCCUACGGGCAGCUUAUAGAAUGAUAUUUAUGCCCAUUGAUGAAAACUCUGGAAGUAUUGAAGACCGUCUAACUAAAUUGGAGCAGCACAAGGAAUUGUCUCUAGUUCCAGCUGUUAGUUCUAUGGUACAGUCUAUCCGAGAUUCCUUUGCAGAAGAUCGUCGUGGAAUUUGCAAAUUUAGAUCUUGGAGUGCGUCGUGACAUUCGCAUCAGAAAUUCCCUGAUGUACUUGUAGAUCUUAUCCAGAAAUCAUACUGAUGGUGCAACCUUGUUUUGAUUGGGUAAAAUAUUAAUAUCUUUUGUGUACGGCUUUUCUUGUAUUAUUUGAUGGUUAAGUAUUUGGAAUACUCAAAUUUAUACGUCAAAAACUGCAACAAGUAUAGAGAUUGAGGAGUCUGACGAAGGUACUCUCUGAAGAUUUUAGCCUGCAGUAAAAGAGUUUAGGCUGCAGCAGUUACUAGAACGCAGAAACAUAUAGCAAUUUGAAUUCAUCUUGACUUUAACUGACGUAUGUAUGCUUGAAUGGAUCAAUAUCUUUUGACUGGAUAUACCUUGUAUUGAUCUUAUGAAACUUCAUGUGGUCUAUUCUGGCACUAUUAUUUGGUGGUGUUGGUAUUCCUUGA